Molecule: messenger RNA, 949 nt
Organism: Acaulospora colombiana
Lineage: Eukaryota; Fungi; Glomeromycota; Glomeromycetes; Diversisporales; Acaulosporaceae
Source: the annotation of a GenBank genome assembly
ACGGACCUCAUAAAGUUGCUACUUCCUCAUGGAAAGCCAAUGUGCCAAAGAAAACAUUUGGUGUGGCAAGGCACAAGGCCAAUAACCGACCAGCUUUUCAAAUGGAAGAGAUAGCAUGCCAAGUCUUCUACCCUUGCGACCCCAAUACAAAGAGGCUAAGAUGGGGAUACAGCUGGCUUCCAAGCCCCUCUGAUUCCUGCCUACAAAUCAAUGUUACUCAAAGCCCACGAACGCCCGGAGUAACAGAAGAACGUACGAUGGCAACACUUUCAAUCAUCGAUUUGGCUGGUAGUGAACGCGCUAGUGCUACCAAGAAUAUGGGAAAGCGAAUGGUCGAAGGAGCAAAUAUCAACAAGUCCCUGCUUGCGCUCGGGAACUUUAUGAUUGUGUGCGUGGCACCCACCUCCAAUCAUCUCGAGGAUACUGGAAAUACUCUUGCGUACGCAAAUCGUGCCAAAGAAAUCAAGACCAAGGUCUCCAAGAAUAUCAUGGAUGUCGAUCGUCAUGUUGGUCAAUACGUUGAGGCUAUCAAUAGGCUCAAUGACGAAGUACGUGAGCUCAAAGCGAAAUUGGCUGGUGAGAUGGCCAUGGAGAAUGAAGCCGUGAGGCGCCGUCGUCUCAAUGCUGCAAAGGCGGUCGAGUCGAUUCGUGCUGAAAUUAAAGCACUGGCAACGAAAAGCAAGACAGCACUUUGUGGAGCAUCAUUUACGGCGGGCAACAUUGCAGCUUCUCAUGCAAAGAUGGAAAUCAUUCGCUCGAGGAUCAAGGAAAUUGAUGCCAAAGGGGAGCUGACAUCUGAUCUCGAGGCUGAAAGGGAGCUGCUUAAAUCUGUCGCUGCUACUGAGGAGGAAGUCAUCCGGAAAGAAGCAGAUGUGGUCAAUCGAGGCACGAGUACAGAUGCACUAUUCAAGACCAAUGUCGGACUGGCCCAGAAGCGCACUUCUGAUGA